GCUCGUGCGGCCGCGGGGGGCGGCGCUGCGCUGCGCCGUGCUGCGCUCCUGCCCGGACCGGGCCGGGGCCGCUGGAUGCCGCGUCUCCUCUCCUGCUGCCUGCCGGGCGGGCUCCGGCGGCCGCAGCAAGGUGGGGCACAAAGGCCCUGUGCUGAGCACCCGUAAUCCUCUGGGGGUGCCACCCCUAAAAACAGCACCCCACCAUGUUUAACCUAAUGAAGAAAGACAAGGACAAGGAUGGCACGCGGAAGGAGAAGAAGGAGAAAAAGGAGAAGAAGGAGCGGAUGUCAGCAGCGGAGCUGCGGAGCCUGGAAGAGAUGAGCCUGAGGCGUGGCUUCUUCAACCUGAACCGCUCCUCCAAGCGUGACUCGAAGACACGCUUGGAAAUCUCCAACCCCAUCCCCAUCAAGGUGGCCAGCGGCUCCGACCUGCACCUGACUGACAUCGACUCCGACAGCAACAGGGGCAGUGUCAUCCUGGACUCGGGCCACCUGAGCACAGCCAGCUCCAGCGAUGACCUCAAGGGUGAGGAAGGCAGCUUACGGGGCUCGGUGCUGCAGCGGGCAGCCAAGUUCGGCUCCCUGGCCAAGCAGAACUCGCAGAUGAUUGUCAAGCGCUUCUCCUUCUCCCAGCGCAGCCGGGAUGAGAGCGCCUCAGAAACCUCCACCCCCUCAGAGCACUCUGCCGCCCCGUCUCCACAGGUGGAGGUGAGGACCCUAGAGGGACAGCUGAUGCAGCAUCCCGGCCCAGGCAUCCCUCGACCAGGACCUCGGUCCCGAGCCCCUGAGCUGGUGACUAAAAGGUUCCCGGCUGACCUGCGCUUGCCCCCCGUGGUACCCCCGCUACCCCCUGCCCUCCGGGAACUGGAACUGCAGCGACGGCCCACGGGGGACUUCGGCUUCUCCCUGCGACGCACAACCAUGCUGGAUCGGGGCCCCGAGGGUCAGGUCUAUCGGAGGGUGGUUCACUUCGCUGAGCCCGGCGCGGGCACCAAGGACCUGGCCCUGGGGCUGGUGCCAGGUGAUCGUCUGGUGGAGAUUAAUGGGCACAACGUGGAGAGCAAGUCCAGGGAUGAGAUUGUGGAGAUGAUCCGGCAGUCUGGGGACAGCGUGCGGCUCAAGGUGCAGCCCAUCCCGGAGCUCAGCGAGCUGAGUCGGAGCUGGCUGCGGAGCGGCGAGGGACCCCGCAGGGAGCCAGCCCAUCUGGACCCUGAGGCCGCCUCUCCUGCCCACAGCCAGGUGAAGACAGAAGAGCAGAUCGCAGCUGAGGAAGCCUGGUAUGAGACAGAGAAGGUGUGGCUGGUCCAUAAGGAUGGCUUCUCACUGGCCACUCAGCUCAAAUCCGAGGAGCUCAGCUUGCCCGAGGGGAAGGUGCGCGUGAAGCUAGACCAUGAUGGAGCCAUCCUGGAUGUGGACGAGGAUGAUGUGGAGAAGGCUAAUGCUCCCUCCUGCGACCGUCUGGAGGAUCUGGCCUCGCUGGUGUACCUCAAUGAGUCCAGCGUCCUGCACACGCUGCGCCAGCGCUAUGGUGCCAGCCUGCUGCACACGUACGCCGGCCCCAGCCUGCUGGUCCUCAGCCCCCGGGGGGCCCCCGCUGUGUACUCGGAGAAGGUGAUGCACAUGUUCAAGGGGUGUCGGCGGGAGGACAUGGCCCCCCACAUCUAUGCCGUGGCCCAGACCGCAUACAGGGCGAUGCUGAUGAGCCGUCAGGACCAGUCCAUCAUCCUCCUGGGCAGUAGUGGCAGUGGCAAGACCACCAGCUGCCAGCAUCUGGUGCAAUAUUUGGCCACCAUCGCAGGCACCAGCGGGAAUAAGGUGUUUUCUGUGGACAAGUGGCAGGCUCUGUACACCCUCCUGGAAGCCUUUGGGAACAGCCCCACCAUCAUGAACAGCAACGCCACCCGCUUCUCCCAGAUCCUCUCCCUGGACUUUGACCAAGCCGGCCAGGUGGCCUCAGCCUCCGUUCAGACAAUGCUUCUGGAGAAGCUGCGUGUGGCACGACGCCCAGCCGGUGAGGCCACAUUCAAUAUCUUCUACUACCUGCUGGCCUGUGGGGAUGGCACCCUCAGGACAGAGCUCCACUUGAACCACUUGGCAGAGAACAAUGUGUUUGGGAUUGUACCACUGGCCAAGCCUGAGGAGAAGCAGAAGGCGGCUCAGCAGUUCAGCAAGCUCCAGACGGCCAUGAAGGUGCUGGGCAUCUCCCCCGACGAACAGAAAGCCUGCUGGCUCAUCCUGGCUGCCAUCUACCACCUGGGGGCUGCAGGCGCCACCAAAGAGGCCCCCGAGGAGCAAGCGGAAGCUGCCGAAGCUGGGCGCAGGCAGUUUGCCCGCCACGAGUGGGCCCAGAAGGCUGCGUACCUGCUGGGCUGCAACCUGGAAGAGCUGUCCUCGGCCAUCUUCAAGCACCAGCACCAGGGCGGCACCCUGCAGCGCUCCACCUCCUUCCGCCAGGGCCCCGAGGAGAGCAGCCUGGGGGACAGCACAGGCCCCAAACUGAGUGCACUGGAGUGCUUGGAGGGCAUGGCGUCCGGCCUCUACAGCGAGCUCUUCACGCUUCUCAUCUCCCUGGUGAACAGGGCUCUCAAGUCCAGCCAGCACUCGCUCUGCUCUAUGAUGAUUGUGGACACUCCCGGCUUCCAGAACCCUGAGCAGGGUGGGUCGGCCCGCGGGGCCUCCUUUGAGGAGCUGUGCCACAACUACGGCCAGGACCGGCUGCAGAGGCUGUUCCAUGAGCGCACCUUUGUGCAGGAGUUGGAAAGAUACAAGGAGGAGAACAUCGAGCUGGCGUUUGACGACUUGGAGCCAGCCACGGAUGACUCUGUGGCCGCCGUGGACCAGGCCUCCCAUCAGUCCCUGGUCCGCUCACUGGCCCGCACGGAUGAGGCGAAGGGCCUGCUAUGGUUGUUGGAAGAGGAGGUGCUGGUGCCAGGGGCCACUGAGGACGCCCUCCUGGAGCGCCUUUUCUCCUACUAUGGCCCCCAGGAAGGUGACCGAAAAGGCCAAAGCCCCCUCCUGCGCAGCAGCAAACCGCACCAUUUUCUCCUGGGCCACAGCCAUGGCACCAACUGGGUGGAGUACAACACGGCCGGCUGGCUGAGCUACACCAAGCAGAACCCGGCCACCCAGAACGCCCCCCGGCUCCUGCAGGACUCCCAGAAAAAAAUCAUCAGCAACCUGUUUCUGGGCCGGGCGGGCAGCGCCACGGUGCUCUCAGGCUCCAUUGCUGGCCUGGAGGGCGGCUCGCAGUUGGCGCUGCGCCGGGCCACCAGCAUGCGGAAGACCUUCACCACAGGGAUGGCGGCUGUCAAGAAGAAGUCCCUGUGCAUCCAGAUUAAGCUGCAGGUGGACGCCCUCAUUGACACCAUCAAGAAGUCAAAGCUGCAUUUCGUGCAUUGCUUCCUGCCUGUGGCAGAGGGCUGGGCCGGGGAGCCCCGUUCCGCCCACUCCCGCAGAGUCAGCUGCAGCAGUGAGCUGGACCUGCCCCCCGGAGACCACUGCGAGGCCGGGCUCCUGCAGCUGGAUGCGCCCCUGCUCCGCGCCCAGCUUCGAGGCUCCCGCCUGCUUGAUGCCAUGCGCAUGUACCGCCAAGGUUACCCUGACCACAUGGUGUUUUCUGAGUUCCGCCGCCGCUUCGACGUCCUGGCCCCGCACCUGACCAAGAAACACGGGCGCAACUACAUUGUGGUGGAUGAAAAGCGGGCGGUGGAGGAGCUGCUGGAGUCCUUGGACCUGGAGCAGAGCAGCUGCUGCAUGGGCCUGAGCCGGGUGUUCUUCCGGGCAGGCACACUGGCGCGGCUGGAGGAGCAGCGGGAUGAACAAACCAGCAGGAACCUGACCCUGUUCCAGGCAGCCUGCAGGGGCUACCUGGCCCGUCAGCACUUCAAGAAGAAAAAGAUCCAAGACCUGGCCAUUCGCUGUGUGCAGAAGAACAUCAAGAAGAACAAAGGGGUGAAGGACUGGCCCUGGUGGAAGCUCUUCACCACGGUGCGACCCCUCAUUGAGGUACAGCUGUCGGAGGAGCAGAUCCGGAACAAAGACGAAGAGAUCCAGCAGCUGAGGAGCAAGCUUGAAAAGGUGGAGAAGGAGCGGAACGAGCUGCGGCUCAGCAGUGACCGGCUGGAGACCCGGAUCUCGGAGCUGACAUCGGAGCUGACGGAUGAACGUAACACGGGAGAGUCCGCCUCCCAGCUGCUGGACGCGGAGACCGCCGAGAGGCUCCGGGCUGAGAAGGAGAUGAAGGAGCUGCAGACCCAGUAUGAUGCACUGAAGAAGAAAAUGGAGGUGAUGGAAAUGGAGGUGAUGGAGGCCCGUCUCAUCCGGGCAGCUGAGAUCAACGGGGAAGUGGAUGAUGAUGACACAGGUGGCGAGUGGCGCCUGAAGUAUGAGCGAGCGGUGCGGGAGGUGGACUUCACCAAGAAGCGGCUCCAGCAGGAGUUUGAGGACAAGCUGGAGGUGGAGCAGCAGAACAGGAGGCAGCUGGAGAGGCGGCUUGGAGACCUGCAGGCAGAUAGUGAUGAGAGCCAGCGGGCCCUGCAGCAGCUCAAGAAGAAGUGCCAGCGGCUGACGGCCGAGCUGCAGGACACCAAGCUGCACCUGGAGGGCCAGCAGGUCCGCAACCACGAGCUGGAGAAGAAACAGAGGAGGUUUGACAGUGAGCUCUCGCAGGCACAUGAGGAGGCCCAGCGGGAGAAGCUGCAGCGGGAGAAGCUGCAGCGGGAGAAGGACAUGCUCCUCGCCGAGGCUUUCAGCCUGAAGCAGCAAAUGGAGGAAAAAGACAUGGACAUUGCGGGAUUCACCCAGAAGGUUGUGUCAUUGGAGGCUGAGCUCCAGGACAUUUCUUCCCAAGAGUCCAAGGAUGAGGCCUCUUUGGCCAAGGUCAAGAAACAGCUCCGAGACCUGGAGGCCAAGGUCAAGGAUCAGGAGGAGGAGCUGGAUGAGCAGGCGGGGACCAUCCAGAUGCUGGAGCAGGCCAAGCUGCGGCUCGAGAUGGAGAUGGAGCGGAUAAGGCAGACCCAUUCCAAGGAGAUGGAGAGUCGGGAUGAGGAGGUGGAGGAGGCCCGGCAGUCAUGUCAGAAAAAGUUAAAGCAAAUGGAAAUACAGCUCGAGGAGGAGUAUGAGGACAAGCAGAAGGUGCUGCGGGAAAAGCGGGAGCUGGAGAACAAGGUGACCACGCUCAGUGACCAGGUGAACCAGCGAGACUUUGAGUCAGAGAAGCGGCUCCGGAAAGACCUGAAGCGCACCAAGGCCCUGCUGGCAGAUGCUCAGAUCAUGCUGGACCACCUGAAGAACAACGCACCCAGCAAGAGGGAGAUCGCCCAGCUGAAGAACCAGCUGGAGGAGUCAGAGUUCACCUGUGCAGCAGCCGUGAAAGCGCGCAAAGCAAUGGAGGUGGAGAUCGAAGACCUGCACCUGCAGAUUGACGACAUCGCCAAAGCCAAGACGGCGCUGGAGGAGCAGCUGAGCCGCCUUCAGCGUGAGAAGAAUGAGAUCCAGAGCCGGCUGGAGGAGGACCAGGAGGACAUGAAUGAGCUGAUGAAAAAGCACAAGGCAGCUGUGGCUCAGGCCUCCCGGGAUCUGGCUCAGAUGAAUGAUCUCCAGGCUCAGCUAGAAGAAGCCAACAAAGAGAAGCAAGAGCUACAGGAGAAGCUACAAGCCCUCCAGAGCCAAGUGGAGUUCCUGGAGCAGUCCAUGGUGGACAGGUCCCUGGUGAGCAGGCAGGAAGCUAAGAUCCGGGAGCUGGAGACACGCCUGGAGUUCGAAAGGACCCAAGUGAAGCGGCUGGAGAGCCUGGCCGGCCGGCUCAAGGAGAACAUGGAGAAGCUGACUGAGGAACGGGAUCAGCGCACGGCGGCUGAGAACCGGGAGAAGGAGCAGAACAAGCGGCUGCAGCGGCAGCUCCGGGACACCAAGGAGGAGAUGGGCGAGCUUGCCAGGAAGGAGGCCGAGGCAAGCCGCAAGAAGCACGAACUGGAGAUGGAUCUGGAGAGUCUGGAAGCUGCUAACCAGAGCCUGCAGGCUGAUCUGAAACUGGCGUUCAAGCGCAUCGGGGACCUGCAGGCCGCCAUUGAGGACGAGAUGGAGAGUGAUGAGAACGAGGACCUCAUCAACAGUUUGCAGGACAUGGUGACAAAGUAUCAGAAAAGAAAGAAUAAACCCGAGGGGGACUCAGAUGUGGACUCAGAGCUGGAGGACCGGGUCGACGGGGUCAAGUCAUGGUUGUCCAAAAACAAGGGGCCUUCCAAGGCGGCUUCCGAUGAUGGCAGCUUGAAGAGUUCUAGCCACCAGCACAGUUCCUGUCCACCAGGAAAACAGUAGUCCUGAAACCCUACACACCGCCACCUCCAACAAGGAUUGGAUUCACCGUGGCCAGAGUGGGCACCAAGCCAGAAGCUAGCCAACCAGUACAGAGCUGGCAGAGAAGGUCCAGGGGAGGGAGGACCUAGUUGGACUCAGCAUGAACUGGCUUUGGGUGAAUAAACUGCCAAGAGUGGGGGCAGUUUAGCUUCCCACCUGGUGAUGGGGACCUGCAAGAAUGCAGAACACGAAAGCAUCCAUAGCAAAGGCAAGGGGAGGGGGCUGCUCGCCCAGUGGGAAUUAGCUUAUGCACCAAAUCGUUUGUGACAGCGUUGAGCAGGAGACACUGGCUUGUGAGGAGGAAAGCUUUUGAAACAAUGUGGUUAAAAUGUUCAAAUUACAGCCCUGACUCUUGCCCCAGGGAAGGGAGCCAGCUGCCUGCUGUUGACUCUCCGACAGCUGUGGCUGUAGAAGCCACAAAGGAAACUGGCUAAAGAGCACCCAGGGUGGGAGCAGGGGUGUCUUGUGGCUGCACAGAGCAGGGGAGAGAGGCCUGGCAUUUAGCCCUCCCGGCUGCCUCUACCACUGCACCCAGCAUCUGGAUGGAACAGUGUUGAAACCCAGCUGUCGUUUAUCCAGGUGUCUGCCUGGCAGGCACAGAAAUAUGGAAGUGGGGUCUGCAGCUCCACUCUGAGGAGAGGUGUGAGGAUGGAAAGGAACACCCCAUUUGCAUCUGGGUCCCAGCCCUGGCAUCUACCUCACCCCCCUCUGCCCACAAAAUAACCCCACUGUCUUUCCACAAAGCCAUUCCUUCCUUUGCCCAACAGCAGACCUUAGCGUUGGGUGCCCAGAAGUUGUCUAAAAAAUGAAAAUAAAAUCAGGCUCCCGCUAGUUCAGAAUUCAAACAACCCAAAAGCUAAAAUAACCCCAGUUUUUUCUAUGUUGCACAGUCAUUGUUGAGCUUUAUAAUUUUGUCACUGAGACGUCCCAGAGUCCUUAAGUGCCUUUGGCCCAUCAAAGUAAAACUCAUUUAUGUUCAGACUAGUUUGUAUUAAAUGUGUUUUGUGCUAUUCUGAUUCCUUUAAAAAUGGUAAUUCGUUCAUGAGAAAUACGAUAACUAUUAACCAGACUGCCCCAUUCCUAAACCGUUUUGCAUAAUUGAACAGGCUCUUCUAUCAGGCUCUUCCAUCUCCCCAGGGAGAGAGAAAGAAAGACCUGUCUUUACACACCCCCUGGGCUCUCGCCCAGGCCGGUGGGGAGAAUGCAGGUUUCAUCUGGUUUUCUCCUCAGGUCACCGGUCUGGCAGCAAGGUGGAGUCAUCAAAAGGCUUUGAGGUCUAAGGUCCCAGGUUCAGAUUUACAUACUGGCUGUGUGACCUUGGGCAAGGUGCUUCGUCUCUUUGAACCAGCUUCCUCAUGCCAUUUCAUGUGGUGAAGAAUAAGAUAGCACAUCCAGAGUGCCUAAGACAGUGUCUCACAUUACAGGAAAUAUUCAGUGAUGAAAUCCUUUCUUCAACACAGUUGGAAAAGCUGAGCAUGUGGUUCUUUCUUGCAGAACGCUGUGUCCUCCUCUUUUGGUUUGGAGAUAGAAGAACUUGGAAAGCGCUAGUAAACAAGGGCCUUCCUCAGAUUCUUAAAUCAGAAUUGUAGACAGUGGGAUCACAGGAUUCCUGUUUAUCCUAGCGGAAGCUCUCUAGGAUCUGGAAGCAGGGCUGUGUCCCUGAGAGCACUGGGCAGGGAGGGGCCCAUUGAGUGCAGGGCACUGGUAGGGGUGGAGCCACCCUGGGCUGCAUUUUCUCCAG
Molecule: messenger RNA, 8097 nt
Organism: Balaenoptera musculus (blue whale)
Lineage: Eukaryota; Metazoa; Chordata; Mammalia; Artiodactyla; Balaenopteridae
Gene: MYO18A
Product: myosin XVIIIA
Exons: 44
Coding region: 204-6317 (2037 amino acids)
Cellular component (GO): myosin complex
Molecular function (GO): protein binding; ATP binding; cytoskeletal motor activity
Source: RefSeq, a predicted model, not a curated record